UAUUUCUAGUGCACCUUUGAUUUUACUUUGAUAAUGUGGUGUGUGUGUGUGUGAAUGCGUCUGGAGAACAGAGAGAGAAAAAUUAAUCUCUUCACAUCAAAAUUUUAUCAAUUUUUAUAUAAUACAGGAAACUGUAUCAAAAACAUAAGAAAAUGUGAGUGCGGCAUUCUACAAAUAGCCUACAUAAUAAGACAACAAAUACUCUAAACAAAAGUACUUCGAAAAUAAUCUACACUCACAGUAAAAUCUGCCGUGUUAAUGCUACUCUAACAAUGUACAUAUGAGUCCAAUUGGGACCAUAUGCACUCUAUACAGUAAGUGUUCACUUAACAUAUUAUUUUACUGCACAAGAAACGCACACGAUAGAAAACAUGAGUAAAAUCGAUGAUUCGCAGGAUUUUUUCUUGAGUGUUCUAAAACGGUUUUGGGGAUUAUGAGAUCAUUAAGGGUUUUACAGAGAAUUUACUUGGUCUGUGGCUCCCCGUAGGCCCUCCAAACCAGCUCAUACCUCUCAGCUGACUCGGCUUUGCAGAAAACGAGAGGAGAGGGGAGUCUUUUUUCUCCCUUCAUUACAAACUGCUCGACCUCAACAAAAACGAAACAGGGCUCAUCUACCUCACUGGAAGCGAUACAUUUUACGUCUUUGUUUUAUGGAUAUAAAUUAAGUUAAAUCAUAAUACUGUUUUGCUUGUGAAUAUCAUUUUUUUCACACUAAGUUGUCGUCAUGUAGAACCUUUUAAUUUGAUGUGCUUUUAACAAUAUUUACAACAUUUUUUGACUAAGAACAAGUUUCUGUUGACACAGACAUUUGUGUUUUCCUGCUUUAUGACAACGAUGUCAUAAAGCACACUUUUCUCAUUUGUCCAAAUGUACAGUGUUUUCAUCCUGAUGUUGUUAUUGUUUUUCUGGUGUUGCGCUACAUUUGGAAAACACAUUGGGACUGGGAGGCUAAAUGUAACGUUUUAAAACUUUACCUGCUAUCACUGCCAAAGAUGACGGACCUCACUGAAGUCACCGUGGAAACGGAACCAUCUGACAUGUACGAGACAGUAUUCUGCAAUCCUGCGUUUGAACCGGAGAACGAUCGGGAAUGUGGAGAGGUCAGGGAAGUGGUCAAAACCCUCAACACAACUGAGCCAAAGCAGAGACCGGCCACCAGUCGCAGUGUGCUCAGCAUGUGUGUGGUGCGUCUUGGGGGGCCCUGGUGCGGUUGGGGGGCCAUAGUGGUUUUGGUGUCUGUGCUGCUGCUGGUGGCGGCCCUGGGCUUGGCUCUGGGGCUUAUCUUCACGCAAUUAAAUGAACAACAAACUCAGGAAAGGGGGCUUGUGACCCCCAUAGAUUCAUGGAGUUUGCCUGCUGGAUUAUCCCCACAUCCCACGAACACCAGUCCCUCCUACAGCACUGUGGCCUCUCAACCAACAGGGGGUGCCGACUCUACAAACAAGUGUGGGGGCGUCCUUGACCACUCUGACGGGAGCUUCAGUUCCCCGAACCACCCGGCCCAGUACCCGCCGGACUCCCUGUGCGUGUGGGUGAUCCGGGCGCGGCCCCCUGCCCUGGUCCAGCUGCGCGUGUCCUCCCUGGGCGUGGAGGGCCCCUCCCCUUGCCUCUUCGACUGGCUCGAGUUUCGGGAGGAGCACGAGGACACCACGUCCAUCACCAGAUUCUGUGGGAAUGUGGCGCCCCCUACAGUGAACACCAACAGCAGCACCGUGUGGGUGACGUUCCGCUCCGACAGCAGCAUUGGAGGCAGCGGGUUCUCGGCCCAGUACCAGGCCAUUCUGCCCCAGCAGAAGAGUUGUUCCCGAGAUGAGUUUCUGUGUGAUGACGGAAGGUGUCUGCUGCCCAUUUCUGUGUGCGACGGACGCCCCAACUGCCAAGACCACAGUGACGAGGCCAACUGCAGCCACAAGCACAAAGAGUGUGGGGGGCAGAAAUCUGGACUUGAGGGCUCUCUGUCCAGCCCAAACCACCCCAAGCCUUAUCCUCACCAACAGCUGUGCACGUGGCGAAUAUCAGUGGCUGAGGGUCACGUGGUGCGGCUGACCUUCCGGAACUUCAGCCUGGAGACGCAGGACGUGUGCGAGUUCGACUACGUGGAGGUGCACGACGGCGCAGACACGGGGGACGGGAGCGUCCUGGGCCGGUUCUGUGGUACCAGCCUGCCUGCUGAACUCACCUCCUCUGGGCCAGUCAUGACCGUGCUGUUUGUGGCGGAUGAGGGCGUGGCGGACACCGGCUUCUACGCCACCUACCGGGCCGUCUCCCUCUCUGAGAGAACGUGCAGCCCAGCGCAGUUCGCAUGCGGCAGCGGCGAGUGCCUGCACCAGGAGUGGCUGUGUGACGGAUGGAUUGACUGCACAGACGGCACAGACGAGCAAGGCUGCGAAAACGCCACCUACCCCCCCUUCACCUCUGCCUGCGAGCCCAUCCAGGUGGAGAUGUGUCGGAACCUCAGCUACAACCUCACCUCCUUCCCAAACAUCUGGCUGUCCAUCUCUGACCAGAGGGAGGCGGCCGAAGUGCUUCGCCAGUACAGGGUGCUGACGGAGCUGCCGUGUUUCCAGCCCCUGCGCAGGCUGGCGUGCGGCCUGCUCCUGCCCCAGUGCAGCCCGCACGGCGGGGUGCUGCAGCCCUGCAGGUCCGUCUGCCUGGCCGCCGAGCAGCAGUGCGGCCACGCCCUGGAGCUGCUCGGCCUCGCCUGGCCCUUCAACUGCCACCUCUCCCCCGACUCCCAGGACCCCGUCGAGUGCUCCCUCCCUUAGGCUGAAGCAC
This is a messenger RNA of Anguilla rostrata (American eel), 2775 nucleotides long. RefSeq names its product membrane frizzled-related protein (gene mfrp). The record is from RefSeq and is a predicted model, not a curated record. Lineage: Eukaryota; Metazoa; Chordata; Actinopteri; Anguilliformes; Anguillidae. Gene Ontology annotation, molecular function: protein binding. The transcript is spliced from 13 exons. Bases 993 to 2765 code for a protein of 590 amino acids.